Molecule: messenger RNA, 1583 nt
Organism: Helianthus annuus (common sunflower)
Lineage: Eukaryota; Viridiplantae; Streptophyta; Magnoliopsida; Asterales; Asteraceae
Product: chaperone protein dnaJ 15
Exons: 12
Coding region: 144-1403 (419 amino acids)
Source: RefSeq, a predicted model, not a curated record
UAUAUACAAAAAAGCAUUUUUGUUAGCCCAGAUCACAGAUUUCUUGAGGUGGGCUAAACUACAGCUCAGACAACGUUCUUCACCAACGCAAAUUAAAGGUCUGAGAUUGACAGAUUAUUGGGUGGAUUUGAAGAGAAUUGUCGAUGGGUGGGUCAAAGAUGGAAGGGGGAACCUCUUCCACAACACCUGUGAUUGCAAAUAGAAGAGACCCUUAUGAGGUUUUGAGUGUUUCAAGAGAGGCUUCUGAUCAGGAGAUUAAAUCUGCUUAUAGGAAACUUGCUCUAAAGUAUCACCCAGACAAAAAUGCUAGUAAUCCCGAAGCCUCUGAACUAUUCAAAGAGGUUGCAUAUUCUUACAACAUAUUAUCCGACCCGGAAAAAAGACGACAAUAUGAUAAUUCAGGGUUUGAGGCUAUUGAUGCCGAAGGCGUGGACAUGGAAAUCGACUUAUCAAAUCUCGGAACCGUGAAUACUAUGUUUGCCGCACUAUUCAGUAAGCUUGGAGUUCCUAUUAAGACAACGAUUUCUGCCAAUGUUCUUGAAGAAGCAUUAAACGGAACUGUCACUGUCCGACCCCUUCCAAUAGGAUCAUCAGUUAGUGGAAAGGUCGAGAAGCAAAGCGCACAUUUUUUUAGUGUUACGAUAAGUGAAGAACAAGCUCGAUCAGGAAUUGUUGUUAGAGUUACUUCAUCUGCACAAAGCAAAUUUAAGCUACUUUAUUUUGAGCAAGAUAACGGUGGGGGCUAUAGUCUCGCUUUGCAGGAAGAUAGCGAAAAGACGGGUAAGGUGACAUCAGCGGGCAUGUAUUUCUUGCAUUUUCAAGUAUACCGAAUGGAUUCAACUGUUAAUGCAUUAGCAAUGGCUAAGGAUCCCGAAGCAGCUUUCUUUAAAAGGUUGGAAGGUCUUCAACCAUGUGAGGUCUCGGAACUGAGGUCCGGCACUCACAUAUUUGCCGUUUACGGAGAUAAUUUUUUUAAAACAGCAUCUUAUACGAUCGAGGCUAUAUGCGCCACUACAUAUGAGGAUACGACUCAUAAACUCAAGGAUAUUGAGCAGCAGAUUUUGAGAAAAAGAACCGAGCUACGUCAGUUUGAGACAGAAUACAGACAGGCUUUGGCGCGAUUCCAAGAAGUGACCAAUAGAUACACCCAGGAAAAACAGAACGUGGACGAACUUCUAAAACAACGAGACAGCAUCCAAUCAUCGUUCACAGCAGGUCGGUCUGUGGUUGUCGGUAGUGGGAGUAACGCUCAAGCUAGCAGCAACGGAGGAAACCACACCAAAGCUCCAGAUGGCGGUGACGGUGAAAACAGCAACAGUCCAUAUGAAGAAGGAACCUCGGAUUCCAAAACUAAGAAGAAAUGGUUCAAUCUUAACCUCAAAGGUGAGAGAAAGUCGGUUUGAGAUCAUUUUUCAUAGGUUUGAUUCAAAACUUUAGGACGACGAUUUUAUUCGAUGAAUCUUGUUGUGUCUUGAUGCAUACAAUUUGUUUAUGUUUUUUUUUUGUUUUACUUAUUUAUACAGGGUUUUUUUAUGUUUUUUUAGUACCUCCAUGUGUUUGAUUAAUUAAUUUCAUUUUUUAAA